CACAUCAAAUGAGGUACAAGAAGAAAGGAGGAGUGGCCCCUUGUUCUGGAAAGACUCAGUGAAGCAGUAUUCGGCAAAACCAGAACGGAUACUGACAGCUAACAGCUGAGUAGAAGAGACCUAGGUCGGGUUUCAGAUUCCCAGGCUUGGGAUCAGAGGAGAACCAUGAGGAGAAGGAGGUGAAAGAGGAAGGAGAAGCUGCCAUGGUUAGGGGGGAGCCAUGGAAACGUGGACCCGAGGGCUGGCCAAUCGGAGUUCAGAGCAGCCCACAUGAAACACGGUAAGUAACAAUAAAUAAUUUGGGAUUACUCAUAGGAAAGUUGAUUCUAAUAGCUUAGAAGGUAGAUAUUGGCCCAGCUCUAGUGCUGAUUAAGGUUUAUUGUAAAUAUAAAGGUUGGAUGUGCCUUUUAUCUGGGAACUAAAUGGUCUCAAGUGGAGUAGAAACCCCGGGUUUGGGUUAAAUAAUUUAUAUGACAGGAGCCUUACUGAGUAAGUGCAGGGUUAGUUAUAGUUCCCUGUCAGCCUCAGUUCCUAGCACUAACACCUACCUGCCCAGUGAGCUUGGAAGGUAGAUGUAAUUUACUUAUUUUGCCAACAGUAAUUCUCUUACUUGUGCUUUAAGUGCUAUUAAGUCAAUGUACAGCUUCCUAAGGGAAGCAUGGUGGAAAGCAUUUGGGUAUAUGACUGGUUCCAGAGUUGCACAGAGUUGUGAGAAGAACAUGUACUCAACAGCUGAGCAAGCCCAAGCCCAAGUCCCACUUGUCAUUUCUAGUUGUGUGAUCUUGGGUUGCCAUCUUGCCCUCAUCUUUGGCAGGAGAGUGAUGGACCUGCUUUAGCUUCUGUAAGUACAUGGAGCUGUCAUACCCAACCUUGAACUUUUUAGGAAAAAAAAAAAACAAAACCAAAACCAAAAAAACCCAGAGAAGUUCAAAUUUUAUAUUCUAAAAUUUUGCUUUUAUAAGAAUAUAAAGACAUAUCAGGACAUAAAUAGACUCAGCAUGAUCACAAAGAAAAACAAGUUCCUUUUGCAUCUUGAUACAACAGUUUCAUUCUCUUCAUUCCCAGCAGUUACUAGUGACAAGAAACUUGGAGUCUAAGGAAGAUCCAGCUAGAAACUUCUCGUUAUCAAUACCUAGAUGGCCUUGGCUUAUCACAUGUGCUAUCUAGACUUUACCAAGGAAGUUUAUCAUAGAGAAAAAAUGUCAGUUAUAUAUAAAUCUUUUUCCACCUUUAAACUAGGUUUGUGCCUGUCAAGUACGAGCUACAGGAAAAAUGUAUGCCUGCAAAAAACUAGAAAAAAAACGAAUAAAGAAGAGGAAAGGUGAAGCCAUGGCUCUGAAUGAAAAAAGAAUCUUAGAAAAAUUGCAUAGUAGAUUUGUAGUUAGUUUAGCCUACACUUAUGAAACCAAGGAUGCUUUGUGUUUGGUGCUAACCAUUAUGAAUGGAGGGGAUUUGAAGUACCACAUUUACAACCUGGGCAAUCCUGGCUUUGAGGAGCGGAGAGCUGUGUUCUAUGCUGCAGAGCUGUGCUGUGGCUUGGAAGAUUUACAGAGGGAAAGAAUUGUAUACAGAGACCUAAAGCCAGAGAAUAUCCUCCUUGAUGAUCAUGGACACAUCCGAAUUUCAGAUCUUGGUCUAGCUAUGGAAGUCCCAGAAGGGGAGAUGGUUCGAGGAAGAGUUGGUACUGUUGGCUACAUGGCUCCAGAAAUUCUCAAUCAUGAAAAGUAUACAUUUAGUCCUGAUUGGUGGGGACUUGGCUGUCUGAUAUAUGAAAUGAUUGCGGGACAUUCUCCUUUCAAAAAAUAUAAAGAAAAACUCAACCGGGAGGAAAUGGAAAGAAGAGUGAAGAAUGAAACUGAGGAGUACUCGGAGAGGUUUUCAGAGGAUGCCAAGUCCAUCUGCAGAAUGUUACUCAUCAAGGAUCCAAGUAAACGGCUGGGCUGCCAGGGUGAUGGAGCCUCUGCUGUAAAGCAGCACCCAAUAUUCAAGGAUAUUAACUUCAGCAGGCUGGAAGCAAAUAUGUUAGAUCCACCUUUCAUUCCUGAUCCUCAGGCCAUUUAUUGUAAGGAUAUCUUGGAUAUUGGGCAGUUCUCUGUGGUGAAAGGAGUCAACCUGGACACCAAUGAUGAGACCUUCUACACCCAAUUUGCCACGGGGUCUGUCACCAUCCCCUGGCAGAAUGAGAUGAUUGAAUCUGGAUGUUUCAAGGACCUCAAUGAACAUGAAGAUGAAGAUUUGUCAUCACUUGAAAAAUACAAGAUGUGUUCCUCCAUUCUCAGACCAAAGAGAAACUUAUUCCAUAGACUCUUCAGAAGAGCGGGCUGCCUGAACCUUGUCCCCAGUGAGGAGAGGGAGCCACCAGAACACUGAUCAUUCACUGUGCAGACCACAAAGCAAGACCCUGGUGUUAAGAAGGAAUCUUUCACAUAUUAAGUGUCUUGUCCUUUCCAUAAAUUGUAAUAAACAGUCUGUAACACUGUUUAUAAUGUGUUUUCAUGUAUUUUUUACAUUAAUAUUUGUAUUGUCUUUUUACUGAAGCUGGAUUAAAGAAGAACCUUGAGAAUACCACUAUGUGCCCUGAAACUCCCAAGCGUAGAUGUACAUUUGAGCAGUUUUCAAAGUCUUUUCUAUAUAUCUGUCCCAAUGCUUUUCAGAACCCUGUUCAGUUUUCCUUCAACUUAUGUUCUUUGCUGAAUUAUGAGUGCUCCUUUUAUUUUUAUUGGAUUUUUUCUUUAUUUACAUUUCAAAUGUUUUCCCCUUUCCAGGUCUCCCCUUUGGAAACUCCCUAUCCCAUCCCCCCUCCCCCUACUUCUAUGAGGGUGCUCCCCCACCCACCUACUCCUGUCUUCCCAUCAUGGCAUUCCCCUACACUGGGGCAUCGAACACCCUCGGGCCCAAAGGACUUGCCACCCACUGAUGUCCAACAAGGCCAUCCUGUGCCACAUAUACAGCCAGCGCCAUGGGUUUGGUUGGUGGUCAACAGGCCAGACCCCGGGAGCUCCAGGGGUUCUGGCCUGUUGACCCUGUUGUCCCUUUGUGGGGGACAGCAAACCCCCACAGCUCCUUUAGUCCCUUCUCCAACUCCUCCAUCGGGGACCCCAUGCUCAGCCCAAUGGUUGGCUGUGAUCAUCACCUCUGAAUUUGUCAGGCUGUGGCAGAGCCUCUCAGGAGACAGCCAUAUCAGGCUCAAGCCAGCAAGCACUUCCCGGAACCCACAAUAGCGUCCAGGUUUGGUGGCUGUAUAUGGGAUGGAUUCCCAUGUGGGGGAGUCUCUAGAUGGCCUUUCCUUCAGUCUCUGCUCCACACUUUGUCUCCAUAUUUCCUCCUGCGAGUAAUUUGUUCACCCUUCUUAAGAAGCAAUGAAGAAUCCACAUUUUGGUUUUCCUUCUUAGGCUUCAUAUGGUCUGUGAAUUGAAUCUUGGGUAUUCUGAACUUUUGGGCUAAUAAUCCACUUAUUCAUGAGUACAUACAGUGUGUGUUCUUUUGUGACUUGAGUUACCUCACUCAGAUGAUAUUUUCAGUUCCAUCCAUUUGCCUGGGAAUUUCAUGAAGUCAUUGUUUUUAAUAGCUGAGUAGUAUUCCAUUGUGUAAAUGUACCACAUUGUUUGUAUCCAUUCCUCUGUUGAGGGACAUCUGGGUUGUUUCCAGCUUCUGACUAUUAUAAAGAAGGCUGUUUGGACUGGAGAGGUGGCUCAGCGGUUACGAACACUGACUACUCUUCUGAAGGUCCUGAGUUCAAAUACCAGCAACAACAUGGUGGCUCACAACCAUCCUAAUGAGAUCUGAUGCCCUCUUGUGGAGUGUCUGAAGACAGCUACAGUGUACUUACAUAUAAUAAAUAAAUAAAUCUUUGGGUCAGAUGGAGCAGGGCUGGAGAGAGAAGAAAAAGUGUCUGAAGACAGUUACAAUGUACU
Apodemus sylvaticus (European woodmouse) is the source of this 3914-nucleotide messenger RNA. RefSeq names its product G protein-coupled receptor kinase 4 (gene Grk4). The transcript is spliced from 10 exons. Gene Ontology annotation, molecular function: ATP binding; G protein-coupled receptor kinase activity. Gene Ontology annotation, cellular component: cytoplasm. Gene Ontology annotation, biological process: regulation of signal transduction; protein phosphorylation; signal transduction. The coding region runs from base 1273 to 2370 and encodes 365 amino acids. NCBI's taxonomy places the organism in Eukaryota, Metazoa, Chordata, Mammalia, Rodentia, Muridae. The record is from RefSeq and is a predicted model, not a curated record.